This is a messenger RNA of Drosophila mojavensis, 834 nucleotides long. RefSeq names its product mitochondrial assembly of ribosomal large subunit protein 1 (gene RsfS312). The transcript has 3 exons. The coding region runs from base 101 to 802 and encodes 233 amino acids. Gene Ontology annotation, biological process: negative regulation of ribosome biogenesis; negative regulation of translation. Lineage: Eukaryota; Metazoa; Arthropoda; Insecta; Diptera; Drosophilidae. The record is from RefSeq and is a predicted model, not a curated record. Gene Ontology annotation, molecular function: ribosomal large subunit binding. Gene Ontology annotation, cellular component: mitochondrion.
AUAAACACAUGGUCACACUGGCCCACAAGUGAAGCAAGUUGGCCCGCCCGUUCGCAGUCAGCUGUUUUUAGUCGCGUAAUAAUUCUUGGUUAAAAUAAAAAUGAUAAAAACGCGUAUUUUUCGAUUAAUUCGGGAUACACGUUUAAGCGUGCCUAUUUUACGUGGCUUUCAUCAUGAAUUCAGCAAACCUGAACCGCAGAAAAAUGCAAAACUUGUUGAAAAGGAACAACAAUCGUUUGUAGCUGGCGGCGUGCAAAAUAAAUACAAAGUCUUCCGCGAUGAUGAAGCACUGGAAAUCUUCGAUGUGGAGGAGGCUCGUUAUCAGGAGCAAGAUCUGCCACAAGAUGCCCAAGAGGAUCAGUAUAUGGGUCUUAAUUUGAAGAGAGGUAUUCGCGGCGUCUUCGAUGUUGAGGAUUUGGUUGAGCUACUGCGCAAGGAGAAUGUGGAUGAUAUAUUUGUUUGCUAUGUGCCCGAGGAACUUAAGUAUGUGGAUCAUCUAGUUGUUUGUAGCGGACGCAGCUAUCGCCAUAUGUUGGCCACGGCGGAAUUUGUGCGCCGCAUGUUCAAGAUUAAGCGUUCCAAAGGGGACAUACUGCCUCGCAUCGAGGGCGAGAAAAGUCGAGAUUGGAUGGCCAUGGAUUUGGGCAACAUUGCUCUGCACAUCUUUUCGCCCCAGGCUCGCGAGGAUUAUGAUCUGGAAUCGCUAUGGGCCAUUGGUCCGCAAUACGAUCACGAAAGCCAAAAGCCACAGAAUCCACUGGGCAACAUAUUUAUAGCCCAGCUGCCCCAGCCCGAAGCCUAGUUUGUUAAAUAUAAAUGAAACUGUUUUUUUAA